Messenger RNA from Vicia villosa (hairy vetch), 3662 nucleotides. Its product is annotated as E3 ubiquitin-protein ligase SP1-like. The transcript has 10 exons. The record is from RefSeq and is a predicted model, not a curated record. The coding region runs from base 149 to 880 and encodes 243 amino acids. Gene Ontology annotation, biological process: protein ubiquitination; organelle organization. Lineage: Eukaryota; Viridiplantae; Streptophyta; Magnoliopsida; Fabales; Fabaceae. Gene Ontology annotation, molecular function: ubiquitin-protein transferase activity.
UCUCUUCUUCCCUGUUUGUAGUAGAUUUCUUGCAUGACAAUUAAAAUCCCUUUUAAAAAGUCUUUUUUUCACAACUCAAAACCCCGGCUAAAACUUCACUUUCCUAUCCGAUUUUCCCUCCUCACUCUCAGGUGAUUUUGAUUUUGAUAUGGCAUUUUUCGUGGGUGGCAUCUCUUGCUUGACUGCUCUUGCUUUAUCCAUGAAAGCCAUAGAACUUGAGAGGGAUGCAGAAUUUCUUAAAUCGGCUCCUCGGGUCAAGCAGUUAAGGGACCUCAGGCAAUUGCUGGAUGCAGAAAAAUCACCCUUGGUUGUUGCAGUUUCUGGAAGAGUUGUUUCUAAAACCCCAAUUGAAUGCCAGAUGAGUCGUUUAAGUGGCGUUAUAGUAGAAGAAAGGCUAGAGGAACUUAAUCUUCAUAAGAAAGUUGCUACUGAGCAAGAAAUGAAAUCUAAUGAUGAUGACGAUUCAUGGACACUACGUACUAAGAUGAUAUCAUCCAUUCCUAAAGAGGUUCCAUGGUUUCUGGAUGACGAGACCGAUCGUGUGCGUGUGGUUGGAGCUCGUGGUGCCACUGGUUUUGAAUUACCCGCUGAAAACACAACACUUGAAACCUUGGGUAAUCGCAUGCGUGAAAAGACGAUUGGAUUCAAGAGGAUUGAAUGGGUACUUCCAGUUGGAACUUCAUUGAAUGUUGUUGGUGAGGCCUCUAAAGAUGAUGCCGGAACCAUUUGGAUUCAGCGACCUCCCAAAGGACCAUUUUAUGUCUCUUGCAAAACGAUUGACGAACAUGCUACAGAUUUGGCGAAAUCUUCAAGCUGGCGUAUGGCUACUUCUGCGUGCAUGACUGGCUUUGGUGCUUGGUGCUUGUUUAGCCUACUAUGAAAAAGAUUCACAGGUUGCAUAGUAGAUUACCGCUGGAUUUUCAGAUUUUUCUUCUUUUUGGUAGGCCUUAGUUUGUGCGGGGUUAAGAUUUUGCAUGAUGAGAUACUGGAAUAGAAGUUGCCUUUCACUUUUAAUUUGCUUGUUUAUUUCAUCAUUUGAUAUGCUUAAGUAAAAAGAACUUCCUAUUAUAAAUAGGGAAACUCUGAUGUUAACCAUUUCUGUUUCUGAAAAAUGAAAUGCAUUGCACUCACAGCACAUGCUAUUAUAACAAAAGUUUUGUUUCUAUAAAAAUUGCAAUUUCUAUUUUUAUCUGUGUCUUAUUUCCUAUUUCCAUUUUAUCACAUCUAGCUAACAUUAAGGAUUUAAUUCAUAUGUAUAAACAUUGUAAGUCAAUUUUAACAACAACAAAAAAAGGUUUAGAUUUCAUCAUAUAUAAUUUAAAAGUCAUAUAAAUGAUGAGUUGUGAUUUUAAAAAGUUUUACACUGAUAAUGUAUGAAAAUUAUUCUUUAUAUUAGUCUAUCUAUUUUAAAGUAACUGGUUUAUUUGAUAAUUUGGCAUAGAUGAAAAAAAUGUAUAAAUAAAAGAGAAAUACAAAUAUUUUUAUUAUGUAUGUAUGUUAAGUGGUGGCUGUUAUUUUACAAGUAUGAUGCAACUAUUUUGAUUAGGAGUUGUUUUAGUAGUUUGAAUUAUAUAUAGAAGUAUAAGUUUUGAAGUUCUAGUAUACUUUUGAUCACAUGAAAACUUUGGCCUACUAUUUAAUGAAAGUAUUCCAAUUAAGCCACAAAAUGUCACUUCCGGUAUCAAUUUGAAGAUUAAACAUUAUAAAUAAAAGUAGUAUACAGAUUGAACAAAGUAUGUGACAGUGCUGUGGGGUAGAGAUUUUUGAGGAAGAGAGGAAACAUGGGGAGUAGGGGUAGACAUCCGAGGAAGAGAUUGCAGAAGAUAAUGAACUGUCUUUGCUUAGGGGAGCUUAUAAAAGAAGAAGAUACAACGGUUCGUAAUUCGUCGGAAUCUCUUGCAACCAAGGAUUAUUGUUCUGCAAUGGCGAGUGGGAUUUCUGGCCAAAAUGGACAAGUUGAGAGGAGACCGGAUUCUGGUAACAUAGAACAAGCUGAAUCGCCUUUGCGUGAAAGUGGCAUCUUGAACUAUGAGGUUGACUUCAUUUUCUCUUUGAUGAUAUACAGUAUACUGCAUAAAUAAUAUAUGAUUUCAUCUUUCAUGUUUAGAGGGUGUUUAGAUAAACAGUUUAAGUGCUUAAAGUCAUAUAAGUUAAUUGUAUAGAGGGUGUUGGUGACAUUUGUUUUCACUCUGACAGAUAAAAUUAACUGUGGAUGAAAAUCAAAGAGCUCACUAAGAUCAUAAUCAUAUGUAAUUUUUAUCAACUUAUUCAAACACUUACACAUGUGUGAAUGUCAGUCUAUUAUGUGUGUGUAAUUUCAAUCCACUUCAUGCCUAUAAUCCACCAAUUGUUAGCUUCAGUUUUUUUUAUUUAACUGCUAUAUUUCUUUGUUUUAACUAUCACAUUCAGUCUGCAUGCUUUCUCACUCUCAGGACCUAUUAUGCAAGUAUUCUCUAGAAGUUAUGCCCAUCAUACUGGGAUGUAUGAUAGUUUUCUAGAAAUUAACUUCAAUGUUGGCGGCGGCGGCACGAGAUAGAGACGGCGGGCAUGAGCACACUGUAGCAGUGAUAAGAGACGGCAACGGCCGAACACAAUCGUGACGGCGAGAUGAGACCAUUCCAUUCCAUGUUUCUAUUUGAUGGUGGCAACAACAAAUGUUAAGAAACUCUUAUUUCACUCUUAGGGUUCUUAGGCUGUCUCUCCAAAAUUAUCCCUCAGCUUUGAUCAAAAUAUUUUUGUAGAUGCAACUCCGAAAAAAACCAAAGUUUGACAAAAAAAAAAGUGAUUCCUGAUGUAUAUCUCCGGAAAUAGGAAACAUAAAUAGAAUUGCAUUAGAUUUCUGAUGUGUAUCUCCCGCAGCAGGGAACAUAAAUGGAAUUGCGUUAGAUUCCUGAUGUGUAUCUCCCGCGGCAGAGGAUAUAAAUGAAAUUAUGUUACAUGCCUAAGAUAUCAGACUGUUUCUAUUUGAUCCAAAACAAAGUACGAAAUAUAUGAACUUUUUAAUGAAAAAGAAAAUCCAUGAUAACAUUUCCGGGCUAAAAUGUCACUAAGCUCAUUAGAUGAGGAUGAUGGAUCUGAAUUCUCUCUGGUUGAUCCAUUCACGAAGAAUAUGGGUUAACGUGGACGAAGAAGUGAAAAUAGAAGACUAAAGACAUUACUCAUUUCACCUUUAUAAGUACAUACCACACAUUUGAAAAACUAAAAUUAUAUUUCAUGCGUUUGAAGAUACAUCUUCGUAUGUUAUUUGAGUGUAUUCGGAGAUGCAUCUCAUAAAUAUUCUCUGAAGUCCUUUAAAAAGUAUUAGAAUGGUGAUUUAUUUCAGAAAUGCAUCUCCGAAAAUUCCUCUGAAUCAUUUUUGAGCAGCACCAUUGUCCCAACAUCAUAAUUUUUAGCGGCCAACUUAUAUUAUAGUAAAAUCAAAGUAAAAUCCAGAUAAAAUAAAGUUAAAAAAAAAAGUCAUACAUUAAUUCAAAAAAUGACACAACAUAAUUCAGUUCAUAACAUUUGUCUAAAAAUACAGAAAAAGUAAUACAUCAAAACAUAAACUAACUACUGAUUAUGUCUAAUCCCUUGCCUCCUCUGCCGCCUGUACUGCAUACUAUUCCGCAACUUGGCAACCAGGGUCUCCAAGAGGGCCAACUGUCGGUAAUACUCAACCUACA